CCCAGUUGAGCUUCCUCAGCACCGAGGGCUUGCGGGUCCGGUGGGGAGGACGCGAGCCCGGAGCCCGGGCACUGAGCUCUUGGGCGCCCCCAACCCAGUUUUCAGAACCCUCCACGCUGCGGCCACUGUCCCCUCUGGACCAUGGCCGACGACGACGUGCUGUUCGAGGAUGUGUACGAGCUGUGCGAGGUGAUCGGCAAGGGUCCCUUCAGUGUUGUACGGCGAUGUAUCAACAGAGAAACUGGGCAACAAUUUGCUGUAAAAAUUGUUGAUGUAGCCAAGUUCACAUCAAGUCCAGGGUUAAGUACAGAAGGUAAGAGAUGGAUUUCAAAUCUAAAGCGGGAAGCCAGUAUCUGUCAUAUGCUGAAACAUCCACACAUUGUAGAAUUAUUGGAGACAUAUAGUUCAGAUGGAAUGCUUUACAUGGUUUUUGAAUUUAUGGAUGGAGCAGAUCUGUGUUUUGAAAUCGUAAAGCGAGCUGAUGCUGGUUUCGUGUACAGUGAAGCUGUAGCCAGCCAUUACAUGAGACAGAUCCUGGAAGCUCUGCGCUACUGUCAUGAUAAUAACAUAAUUCACAGGGAUGUGAAGCCCCACUGUGUUCUCCUCGCCUCAAAAGAAAACUCGGCACCUGUUAAACUUGGGGGCUUCGGAGUAGCUAUUCAGUUAGGAGAAUCUGGACUUGUCGCUGGAGGACGCGUUGGGACGCCUCACUUUAUGGCCCCAGAAGUAGUCAAGAGAGAGCCUUACGGAAAGCCUGUCGAUGUCUGGGGCUGUGGUGUGAUCCUUUUCAUCCUGCUCAGCGGUUGUUUGCCUUUCUAUGGAACCAAGGAGAGAUUGUUUGAAGGCAUUAUUAAAGGAAAAUACAAGAUGAAUCCAAGGCAGUGGAGCCAUAUCUCUGAAAGUGCCAAAGACCUAGUCCGCCGCAUGCUGAUGCUGGAUCCCGCCGAAAGGAUCACUGUUUAUGAAGCACUGAAUCACCCAUGGCUUAAGGAGCGGGAUCGUUAUGCCUACAAAAUUCAUCUUCCAGAAACAGUAGAACAACUGAGGAAAUUCAAUGCAAGGAGAAAACUAAAGGGUGCAGUACUAGCUGCUGUGUCGAGUCACAAAUUCAACUCCUUUUACGGGGACCCUCCUGAAGAGUUGCCAGAUUUCUCGGAAGACCCUACCUCCUCAGGACUUCUAGCAGCAGAAAGAGCCGUCUCUCAGGUGCUGGACAGCCUGGAAGAGAUCCACGCACUUACAGACUGCAGUGAAAAGGACCUAGAUUUUCUACACAGUGUUUUCCAGGAUCAGCAUCUUCACACACUGCUAGAUCUGUACGACAAAAUUAACACAAAGUCUUCACCACAAAUCAGGAAUCCUCCAAGCGAUGCAGUACAGAGAGCCAAAGAGGUAUUGGAAGAAAUUUCAUGUUACCCUGAGAAUAAUGACGCAAAGGAACUAAAGCGUAUUUUAACACAACCUCAUUUCAUGGCCUUACUUCAGACUCACGACGUAGUGGCACAUGAAGUUUACAGUGAUGAAGCAUUAAGGGUCACACCUCCCCCGACCUCUCCCUAUUUAAAUGGUGAUUCUCCAGAAAGCGCCAACGGAGACAUGGACAUGGAAAAUGUGACCAGAGUUCGGCUGGUACAGUUCCAAAAGAACACAGAUGAACCAAUGGGAAUCACUUUGAAAAUGAAUGAGCUGAAUCAUUGUAUUGUUGCAAGAAUCAUGCAUGGGGGUAUGAUUCACAGGCAAGGUACUCUUCAUGUUGGUGAUGAAAUUCGAGAAAUCAAUGGCAUCAGUGUCGCUAAUCAAACAGUGGAACAGCUACAAAAAAUGCUUAGGGAAAUGCGGGGGAGUAUUACCUUCAAGAUUGUUCCAAGUUACCGCACUCAGUCUUCAUCCUGUGAGAGAGAUUCCCCCUCCACUUCCAGACAGUCCCCUGCUAAUGGUCAUAGCAGCACUAACAAUUCUGUUUCGGACUUGCCGUCAACCACCCAACCAAAAGGACGACAGAUCUAUGUAAGAGCACAAUUUGAAUAUGAUCCAGCCAAGGAUGACCUCAUCCCCUGCAAAGAAGCUGGCAUCCGAUUCCGAGUUGGUGACAUCAUUCAGAUUAUUAGUAAGGAUGACCACAACUGGUGGCAGGGUAAACUGGAAAACUCCAAAAAUGGAACUGCAGGUCUCAUUCCUUCUCCUGAACUUCAGGAAUGGCGAGUAGCUUGCAUUGCCAUGGAGAAGACCAAACAAGAGCAGCAGGCCAGCUGUACUUGGUUUGGCAAGAAAAAGAAGCAGUACAAAGACAAAUAUUUGGCAAAGCACAAUGCAGUGUUUGAUCAAUUAGAUCUUGUCACAUAUGAAGAAGUAGUCAAACUGCCAGCAUUCAAAAGGAAAACACUGGUCUUACUAGGUGCACAUGGUGUUGGGAGAAGACACAUAAAAAACACCCUCAUCACAAAGCACCCGGACCGGUUUGCAUACCCUAUUCCACAUACAACCAGACCUCCAAAGAAAGAUGAAGAAAAUGGCAAGAAUUAUUACUUUGUAUCUCAUGACCAAAUGAUGCAAGACAUCUCAAAUAAUGAGUACUUGGAGUAUGGCAGCCACGAGGAUGCAAUGUAUGGGACAAAACUGGAGACCAUUCGGAAAAUCCACGAGCAGGGGCUGAUUGCCAUACUGGAUGUGGAGCCUCAGGCACUGAAGGUCCUGAGAACUGCUGAGUUCGCUCCUUUUGUUGUCUUCAUUGCGGCGCCAACUAUCACUCCAGGUUUAAAUGAGGAUGAAUCUCUCCAGCGCCUGCAGAAGGAGUCCGAUGUCUUACAGAGAACAUACGCACACUACUUCGAUCUCACAAUUAUCAACAACGAAAUUGAUGAGACAAUCAGACAUCUGGAGGAAGCCGUUGAGCUCGUGUGCACAGCCCCACAGUGGGUCCCGGUCUCCUGGGUCUAUUAGGCUUCUCCCUGACUAUCUGAGUAUAAAACUGGGAGCCGCCUCCUACGUGGAAAAGCCUCUUUGUUAUCGGCCUUGUGUCAGCAGGUCGUGGUCCCUAGAGACUACCUAGUUGUAGUGUGACCUACAUUUAUAAUUAUUGUCAUGUCCGAAUAGAUAGGAGGAGAAAAACAAUUACACACUAAUUUAAAGAGACAGUAUCUUUUUUAAUCAGUUCUCCUAAACUUUAAUAAAAUGUAUCUUUAAAUGUAUGUAUUAUUCAAUCCUUUGGAAUGUUAUAUUUUUGGAAAUCAUAGCUUUUUAUUUCCAAGGCCCCUAAAAACUGCACAAAAUAGAUGCUGCUUUCUAUAAUCUAUUUUAAUAAUAAUAAACAAUGAUUCUGUUACCUUGACUGGGGGUGGAACACUACAUUCUUUUUAGAGUCUGAUUUUAUGGAUUGGAAUAUCUUUCUUUCCUUUAUUUAUUUGAAAUAAUUAGUCUAGUGAUUACAAAACAGUCAUAAAUUUUUAAAGGCCUUUUUUCUCUCUCUUUUUUUGAAGUCCUUUAUGUAACACCCAGAUACUGUGAUACUGUCUCUUUGAAGCACCCUGUAAACCUUUUAGAGAUUUGAAGUUGGGUCUUGACUCUUAAUGCAUGUGGACAGUCGCGAGCGUUUAUGCUGUCGGUGUGUCUGUGUUGGACAAAACAAUCUGUAAUUACAGCAAAGUACAUUCCGUUCACGGGGCACACCCAGGGGAAUAAGAAUAAAUUGCUAUUAUGACUAAGUUGUAAACCUAUGCACAUCCCUUGCAUUUCGGGCAACUUUAUAAAACAGAAAAAAAAGAAACUGAUUUUUAUUAAUAAUAAUCAUGUAGUGAAAUGUGUUUGUAAUUUUGUCUCAAUUUAAUUUGUUGUAAGGUGGGAGGGGGUAUUGCUGGUUUCGCCAUUUCAGAUCUGUGUUGUCUAAGAGUAUUAACGUUUUAAUUAAGCAAAGAAAUGCGGAUUUUUAAUCUGUAUGGAAUUGUUUUAAGCACCCAUUUAAAGAGAAUAUACUGUGCAAUGAAGAAACCAGUUUAGGCAUUUGCUAUAAACUGAAUUAUUCCAAAAGAAUAAUCUAUAACAACUCUGUAAAUUCCUUUAAAAUGAUAACUAACAGGACAGUCUGACCAAUUUUUUUUAAAUAUACUUCAUUGUAUGUGUUCAAUAAUUAAAUGCCUUUGGGUCCUUCAUUUCAUUGCAGAUUUGUUCAGGUCUCCAAGCUGCUAAUCUUUUCAGUUUUAAAAUUCAUUGGAUGUUCACUGACCCAUCAAAGGCCCAAGAGUGAGUAUCAGUUGGCUGGGCAACAGAGCAGCCUGCCAGAGCACAGCCUGGAGCACAUGUGACUCGAAGGCCACCUGUGGUCUCUCCUUCCUCUUGCUCUAUCCCUUGGCACAGGGGAGUCACCUGUCCUUGUUGCUUUAGAACCAUUGACCAUCUCAUCCCCUGCCAUAUCAGAAUCACUGGAGGAGGUUCAGGCUGGGACCCUCAGACUCUUUGCCAGAGGCCACCAGAGUGUCUCCCCUUCAUAUGUGUGAGAACAAGGCAUUGGCGUGACUCUGGUCCUUGGAAACAUACCAUCACUUUCAUCACUUUGUGCCUUGGCAGGAUGUGCAGAGUGAGUUCUGGGCUGAACAGCUCCUCUUGGGCACUGAACAGAGAAGGCAUGUUUGCGCUCACGCUCCCUUUCCAUUCUCAACACCCCACCCUCCCCAGCUGUUAGUGCGCCACGCCAUUUGGUUUCUGUUUGUAGACAAUUCUUUGUCAGUGUCCAGAUGGGUCACAACUUACCGACAAGUUGUUGUGAGAAUAACUUGGGUUUGCUCCCGUAGUAGGGGGAUCAAAUGCCAUACCAGAGACAGGUUCAACAGUGAGCUCUUGCUAGGUGGAGGGAGAAAAUUCCAGGAGUUGCUUAGGGCUGUGUAGCGCUGACCUUGAUCUAACUGGUGCCCAGGCCAGACACCAUUACUGCAGUAGUACUGACCAUAAGCCACUCUUUCCAGUGGCUCUGAACCUGCUCUACCUCUUCCAGUAAAGCACAAACAAAGACCACAACUAACACAUGGAGAACAGAGCUGCCCCUCUCUCCGAUAGAAUCCCUCACGUUCCCACGUGCUCCUGAGAGCUCAUCUUCAGACAGCCUGGCAAGGCCUGUCUGUAGCCAUCUGCCAUGUUCCUGCAGGUAGAAUGAGCAUUGCAAAGUGAGGCCAAUUUCAAUGUCUGUGACCCCGGACUGAGAGACGUGCUCUGGCACCUGGGGGCCUGGGGACCUUCUCACUGGCCUUCUAGGGGAGUCUGAGCUCAGGCAAGCAUCCUUCCUGCUCUCCUGCAGGUGGUGAAAACCCUGCUCCUAGAAUGCAGUGACUUCUCCAACAGGUCAUCUGUUCUUUUCCACUAAUACACAGCUCUAAAGCAGUGCGUUUAUGACCUAGAGAAGAAAUCACUUCUGAAGUCAGUAAUACGGGGACAGUCAUACCUGGAGCAAUCAGAGGAUACCGCUAAAACCUUCCUGACUGCCUCCAUCUCAUCAGAAGAACCACACACACCCCUUUUAAAGACUAGAGCAAAUGAUCAGAGAUCACUAAAUCAGUGGCCAGUUGAGUGUGGGGAAGCCGUAUUGUGGGUCCUCUCUGCCACCCCAGCCCCACUCCCCACACCACAGGAGGGGGCGUUUGAAUCUCCUAAGUCCUUUGUUAAAAAAGAUGAAGUGGCUUGAUUUUCUAAUCAUAAGGCAGUACUUACUUCUCACGUGCAUUGUAUUCCUAUCUGAACACUGAAAAGGAAAGUGUCACUCAGUUUAAUUCAUCUGGAAGUUUCCCAGUGUCAGAGAACAUUGUAACUUUUUUAGAUGCACCCCUGUCAGGUGCGAUGGUUUAGAAUAUCUGCUCAGAAAGGCAAAGAAACCAGUUGACCUACUUCUUGCUAUUUGCAUUCAGAAGGCAGAGUCUCAGCCCAGCCUAUUGGCGGCAGAAUAAGUAAAGCUGCCGGGUCCCCCACCGCGCAAAGAGCACUGGAAGUGGCCCCUUCCCAGUAUCCAAGGGCUGGAGUAGGCAGGCAGGCCAAACCAUCCUUUGAAGCUACUGUUAAUCUUUUCAAGCUUUUCAUCCUAGAGUUCUCUUGUUUUUCAAUCAGGUGUCUCUUCAUUAAGGCUACCAGUUUACUCUUUGCAAAUUUCAGUCAAUUGAGCCACCCUCCAGGAAGCGAAGGCUACCCAGAAUGGAAGCUGCCGCCCCUUAAGAAGGAAGCAGCCCAAAGCAUUCUCUUGUCUCCCACUGAUGGGAUGUUCCUUGAGCAUCUCAGGUCAGUUUCUUGCGCAGAGCAAAAUUAAGCUUCGCUUGCCACUAACACUAUCGAGAAAACUGCUUGGUUAGUGAAUUCUUAACAAAAAUGUCUCCUUGGAAAGAAUAGAGGGCACACUGAUUAACAUUCCAUAAAAAGCCCCUUCCAGCUCGUCACUCCUUGUUUCAGAUCAGCAACGUUGGGCAGCUAGUGCUGAUGGUUUAUCAGAACUGAGCACAGCAUUCUCAGUCUAGUCGCUUAACAAGGGCUGUCUACGCUAGGCGCACCGAAGCCCCUAUGGGCAUCUUCCUUGUUCUGCGGCUCCGGUUAAUUCUUUAGAAAGAUGCUUUGCUUCUCACUGUGGCUUUCAGAAGGGCUGCAUGCUCUUCUCAUCACUGCUUUUGUUUGGGGGCACUUGCCCUUUUGUGCCCCCUUUAGACAUAGGGUCUCUCUCUUCAUGUGGCACCUCUGCCUACAGGACCAUACUGUGAGGACUAAUUGGCUGUGCUUGUCUUAAACUUGGGGGAAGUCUCGGAUUGCCCAGCUUACAGAGUGAAGUUCAACAAUCACAUCCAUCCAGGAAGUAGGGGGAAAGAGGGAGAGUGUCCCAACCUUCCCAUCUAUACUUCCUGUGGGUGCCCUUGGCCCACAGCAGCAGCUGUAGGGAGAGAGCAGCGGCACCCCUGGGGCAGGCAUCCCCAAGUCUUAGCUGUUAGAGGGAUAAUCCGGGAGAGGACAGCCUGACUUCCCACCUCCUGUCACCUGACCCUCCAUUACCUCCCUUGAUUGAACCUGUGCAAAUGGACCAAGCAAAAGAAAACGGAAGGAGAUGUUUGCAGCCACACAGGUCACCUCAUGUCUAGCCCCCAAGCACAACUCCAGCUCUGUGUGUGGGCAAAAGCUGGACACUUUGCUACGGCCUAGAGAUAAAUCCAUUCUCUAGAGCGAGUGAAAGAGUAAGGCCCAGGGGUAUGUCUUCCUGGACCAGGAGAGAGUCUCAGAAGGACUUGUGCUUGGGAGUAGAUGUAGGCAUUCCUCCACAGAGAGCGGCCUUGCCUUUAUUUUUCAUUUGGCAGAGACCAAGAAUUGGGGGGUAGGGGCUGAUUUGCAGUCUUAAUGUCGCCUGGGAUGUCCUCUGCAGGCUGGCGGUGCUGAGACCACAGCGCCGUGAUUCAGUGCAGUGUAGGUGCAUUGCCAUUCAGACUCAGUUCCGGGGUGGUUUUGCUUAAAGCUUUGCCAACGUGUUCUUUCUUUCUGUAUGUAUUAUUGCCUUUUUAUAAAAGGUUUUGAAGUAUUGUCUCAGUGAUAAAAAGAGAGAGAUGUUAAUGGUUGUUGUAUAUUUCACCGUAUCCGAUUGUAAGUAUUCGCAGGGUACAGCAAAGCCUUAGCUUGCAAGAGGAGCUGAAGGGGUUGGAAAGGUUCGGAUUCUUUGUAAAUGUCCUGCUUUUCUUUCUCUCUGUGUGUAUCUAUUUACAUGCCUUAGCACACGCCCUCCCAUCCCAAUCCCUUUGCCCUGUCACCUGGACAACCACAAUGCUGGUGGCACUGCCAGCACAGUACAAGUCGAAACCCUAACCAGUUAUCUCGUGUGACAGGGGAAGAAGAGAAACUGCAUAGUAUUCUUUGUAGAAUAUACAUAUCUGUAGGAUGCUGUGUAAUGGGAAACCAUAGACUUGGGCUUUCGUCAUUUCAAAGUUGGAGAAAUGUAUGAAUAAAAUGUAUAAAACAUGAAAA
Mesocricetus auratus (golden hamster) is the source of this 7965-nucleotide messenger RNA. RefSeq names its product calcium/calmodulin dependent serine protein kinase (gene Cask). Gene Ontology annotation, biological process: protein phosphorylation; regulation of neurotransmitter secretion. The transcript is spliced from 27 exons. The record is from RefSeq and is a predicted model, not a curated record. Gene Ontology annotation, molecular function: ATP binding; protein kinase activity; signaling receptor binding. The coding region runs from base 142 to 2940 and encodes 932 amino acids. Gene Ontology annotation, cellular component: cell-cell junction; plasma membrane; basolateral plasma membrane. Lineage: Eukaryota; Metazoa; Chordata; Mammalia; Rodentia; Cricetidae.